AUGGCGACUGAUGGCCCCAGUGCGCCGGGUGACGGCAUCACUGGGGGAUAUACAGGAAACAAUCUUGGGGUCCAGAUUGCCAUGGCCACCUUCACCGGAAUUGCCUGGUACAACGCGAUCGAACUCAUCGUCCUUCUCUUUGUGACUUUUAGUCAGUAUAAGGGCCUUUACUUCUGGAGUCUUCUUUGUUCAGCUGUCGUCGGCGUUGUACCAUAUUCACUCGGCUUCCUUCUCAAAUUUUUCAAUCUCACGAGUGCGCGGUGGCUAUCUGUCACAUUCCUCACUGUCGGCUGGUAUUUUAUGGUCACUGGGCAAUCGAUCGUUCUAUACUCGCGGCUACAUCUGGUCCUGAGGAAUCCUCGAGUCCUACAGCGCGUCUUGUUCAUGAUCAUUGCCGACGCGAUUGUUUUGCAUGUACCGACCACCGUUGUGACUUUCGGCUCCAAUUUUGAUUAUGACACAACCGCAUACGUUCGGGGAUACAAUGUCAUGGAGAAGAUCCAGAUGACGGGGUUCUGCCUGCAGGAGUUCAUCAUCUCCGGCCUAUACAUCAUCGAGACUGUCAAGCUGCUGAAACUGAAUCCGGAUAAGCGCAAUCGAAAAAUUAUGUACCAGCUUUUGGGCAUCAAUCUGCUUAUCAUUGCGAUGGACCUGGGUCUUCUUUUGGCUGAAUAUCUGAACUUUUACGUCAUUGAAACGACUCUCAAAGGCGCUGUCUACAGUGUCAAAUUGAAGCUGGAGUUCGCCGUCUUGGGCAAGCUGGUUCAUCUGGUCCAUUCCCACGGCUGGAAGCCACAACCUGCCAGCUCCCCGAAUGACUUCCCGGAUUUUGUGGAUGCCACGCGAGUCACAUCCGACGUGACCCAUGCUGCACCGACUAUUAGAUACCCUUCACAUCCGUGGAUGGAUCCCGACGAUAUCGAUAUCGCCGUAUUCGAACAUUCGGAAAAUCCCCGGGAUCAAGAGAUAGGUCAUUCUGAGUUAUCUGGAUCGUGGAGCGGCGAGACUCAAACGAACGAGCUGUCUCCCGGUAUAGCAUUGGCACCCACGGACUUUACAAACGCUCUACGACCGUCAAGCAAUGACAAAUAUAAAGACCGUCCGGGUUGA
This is a messenger RNA of Paecilomyces variotii, 1110 nucleotides long. Its product is annotated as integral membrane protein. The record is from RefSeq and is a predicted model, not a curated record. The coding region runs from base 1 to 1110 and encodes 369 amino acids. The transcript has a single exon. NCBI's taxonomy places the organism in Eukaryota, Fungi, Ascomycota, Eurotiomycetes, Eurotiales, Thermoascaceae.